This is a messenger RNA of Diprion similis, 3820 nucleotides long. Its product is annotated as mucin-12. The transcript is spliced from 13 exons. The coding region runs from base 146 to 2365 and encodes 739 amino acids. Lineage: Eukaryota; Metazoa; Arthropoda; Insecta; Hymenoptera; Diprionidae. The record is from RefSeq and is a predicted model, not a curated record.
AUCAAAUCACCGCAUCUCGGUGAUUUUCAUUCCGUGUCACUUAUCAGUGCCAAUAUAUUAAUAUUACAAGUGCGGACGUGCAUAGCUACGGAUUAUUUACUUACUUAUACGCAACUUGUCACAUAUUUGACAGAGAAUCCGCACGAUGGCGUCGACGGUCAGAGAAAGUUCGCACGUUAGCCGGAAAAUCGUUAGCCAUAGUGGAGGACAUGGUCAGAUUCACCAUAACCACUCGUCAACAACGGCGCAUAAUCUGGAGAACAAUUUGGACGCACUUCUCGAAGACCUGCAAACCAGCGUUUCGCGAAGCGCGACUCCGGUUCGCGGAGGGCGAGCCCUUUCCCCGCAGGUUGAAUACAGAGCACCUGCAAACACUACGAGGAUCGUAUCCGAGGGUCGUACCAUCUCACCAACGAGGUCGACAACAACAACAACAGAAAAGUACGUGACGACUGGAAACAGUGGCGCAGUCAGCGGAAUUCCUGGUCUCGAAGUCCUCGACGCCGAACUGCAGAACGUUCAACCGGGACAGAGCAAGACAGUAGCGUACAAACAGGUGUCUUAUCAAUACAAGACGAACCUCGAUGGCAGCCCAAGAGACGGUGAUUCGUGGGCAAUGUCAGAGAACGUUCUCAACUCAACCGGCUCUCCGAUAAUUGAAGAAAUUCGCGACAGAAGUUAUACCGAAGAAUUGCAUCCGACUAGACGUCAUCGCAGUCCUGAUCCGCCUGGCAAGACUUCGACCGUAAACAGAGAACUGUUAUUCGACACAUCUUCCACCUCCAGGUCGAGGCAAACGUCUCCUCUUCCCGCUAGUCAGCAACGCGAUGCUUCAUACGUCCAGGAAUCGUCGUCAAGCUACCACGUUGACCCGAGACCCGUACAGAGUACCGUGACGACAAUCAGGAAAAACCAGACUCUAAACGCCCCCCAGGAAGUCGAAAACAUCGAGUACAUCCAGGUACCAUCGCCAAACGCAGCGGUACCGAUAAAUUUGGCACCCGGUCCAAACACCAAAGUAACAACGACCGUGAAAACGUACACCUACGAGCUUCCCGGCUCGCCGGAAAAUUACAUACACGGAAGCACGCUGCCGAGGGGAGUUGUGCUUCCCGGUGAUCAGACGAUAACUUACACUCUGCCACGUGGAGGAACUAACGACAAAAGCUACACCAUUCAUACGCAGAAGGUGACGAAUUCCACACUUCCGGGACAGACGGUCACUUACCAAGUGCCGUCACCCGAUGGACCAGGAACUCAAAUUAGGUACGCCAGUCCACCGCCACCGGAGACGCCGACGACGAAGACGUCCAGCCUGCACAGGGAGGCCAAGUACUAUCACGAGGAACAACGUGGGUUCCCGCCUGGUAGUCCGGUCCAGAAACCGGUUAACAAUACCAUCGUUUAUCACACCGGGCCUCCUCCGAGUAACACCGAAACAGUGACAACUGUUACCAGGAACGAGAAGUACUACCAAGUGAAUGGAACCUAUCCGAACGGGGAUGGACCCCGAAGUCCAACCAGCGGUCCACACGGGCCCGGUUAUGGUCCAGAUACCGACCGCCCGGAUCACGGAACCAACACGACGACUAUCAUAUACCAAAAUCAGCCUGCGCCGAAAACCGAAUCUCAUACAACAACGACGAUAAAUCGAAGCCAGGAGUAUUACGAGGGGACGCCGUAUGCCAAUGAACCAUCGCACAAGUACCCGGGUCCCGACAAUCAGAGGCCGGAAGGACCGAGCCACACGACAGUGAAUUACUACACAGUUGCACCUCCGCAGACAAAUCCACCUCAGCCGACAAACACAACGAUUUACAAGUACUCCAACACCACGACGACCAUACCGCCAAACAAAUAUCCCGACGAUCACGAGGUCCUUUUGCCGAAACCGUUCCCCACGAGUGGCGUCCAACUUUAUCCGGCGAACGCGAAGCCGCAAACGCCCAGCAACGGACAUGGACCACCGGACAAGUUGGAGGACCUUAUGGCUUCCUUCUCGGACACGGAGCGGGUCGUACUGGCUGAUAUUUCUAACAAAGAGAGAGACCAGCAGAAGGUGCAAAAAUCUUCUGACCUUAAUAAUCCAAAGAAAGAUGUUGAUUUCGUUCCGCAUACGCCACCGAAAGUCCAGAGCAAAAAUUACGCCGGACCUCCGGUUUACUAUCCGCCAGGAUCUGCCGAGUUUACCAAGAAGGAAGAGUCUGGCGGAGCUAUGAUGCAGUCUAGCGGAGGAUGGCAGAAGGGUAAAGCUAAAUACGAAUACGAAGCAUCGAGUAAAAGCAAAAGCAAAAGCAGUAGCGGAGGAGCCGUAGUUCCGGUUUGUUUGCCACUGUGCUGCGCUAUGCCUUGCGUAAUUAUGUAGGCUUCGCGCGAUUAUCAAAGUAUAAUAAAUUAAUGUAAAUUUUACAGCGACGUAAAUUCUAUACCUCAGUAAACAAUAUUAUCUUUCGUUAUAUCUCGCGAUAAAGUUCACCCCUUCCCUGGCGCACAUUCAAAUUUACGCCAAUAUGUCGUAUCGGUCGUAGUAACAUAAUUGCGUGGUGUUUUCUAAAAAAAAAACUUAGUCGUUUAAUCUUAUUUUGAGUGAUUUUGAUUCUAUAAGUGCAUGUUCGUAAUUUUAUACGACAAGGUUUCACCAUUAAAUCAGUCCAGUACCAUCAAACGUACAGAAGUUUUCAGCAAAAAUUCCGCAGUAAUGAAUGCAUAAGACGAAAAACGGCAAGAUGUUGAAAAAUUUUAUGCCCGAAAAUUCGAAGAAAAUAUCUGUAAGUCCAGGAUCACGUUACUCUUUGACCUUAUGUAUAUAAAUAAAAAAUUGCACCAAUGAGGUCAUACCGUAGCUGGGGAAAGUUUUUUUGUUCGUAAUAACUUCUCGUUUUCUUCGUCGAAAAAAUUCAUGCAAAGCUCGACGUUAACAAAGUAUGAACGUUAACCGUUUUUAUUUAAGUUUGAGAUUACGACAAAAACGUAACACCCUUCUUUUCGUCUUUUUUUCAAUUUAAUUUUAUGAAAUAUUUUAAGUAAUUCACAAUUGUUUUAAACUUUGUAUGUAAUAUAAUAUUAUUUAAAAUACUCAUUAAUUAGUAUCUAAACUGGCAGUUUCGCAAGUAAGAUACACGAGUACCCGCUAAAAUGUCAUUUUCUCGAAUCGGAAAAUCCAAAACCACUUGCACUGUUGCACAUAAAUAUACGUAUAUACACACACAAUAAAUAGACACUUGCAGAUCUGAUCCAAAGUCCGUAACGAAUUGUUUUUACUUUCAAAACCACGCGUUAAUCGCGUCUUUUGGAAAAUUAUACAUAUAAUGGCUAUAAUUAUUGAUUCCCAAUAUAUAUUUUGUAUUAUUUUAUUUACUAAUUAAUUAACAACGAGUCUGUAGUUUUUAAGAAAAAGCAAAUUGACUAUACAAAUCAUUAUUUUAUUUACCUUACUUAACCGUUUCUCACAAAGAUUUUAAAAAAAGAUGAAACAAUGAGGUAAAUAUUGCGUAAAAAAUCAAAAAUAAUACACGAAUUAUCAUGGUAAUAAAGAGCCGUGAAUUAUGGUGCUAUAAUAAUUUUAAUGGUUGUAAUCGUAUAUAAGCGAAAUAAAAAAAAUAUUUAUAUAUAGGUAUGCACGUAUAUCCGGAGAUAUAAUUGACAGGCUUAAUAGUCGCAGGUAUGUUUGUAAAAGGAAACAGAAAAAACAAUACCUGUUGCGCGAUGCCGUAACUAGCGUGAGAAUGUAUGUACGCUUUAACGUAAUAUAAUGUAAUAUAUAUGCAUACACACAAACCCACACAUGUAUCAAUAAACUGACUGCUAUUUCUAAUCCCUA